AGAGCGCGCGUGUGUUUUUCCGAGCCUAGACCCGCCAACCCAAGAGGGUAGAUCGAUCUCUGCACUGAAGGCGGUGGAAUUCUAUAAAAUAGUCAGUUGGGCGAAAUUGAACAGCAGUACCGAGUUAGAUGUGCAUCGAGCAGCACUACAUUUAAAAGAACGAAGAAUCGGAGUUUUGAGUGUGUCGAACAAAACUUGUGAAUCUCCGAAGUGAAGUUGGUGCUGGUUGCAGUUUUUUUACGUAACAACUGUUAAACGACCAAAAAUCGAGUGCUUCGUUCGCAAAGAAACAAUAUGAAUCUCAUAACCACCGCCGCACUGGUGGUAUUGAUGGCCGUGACGGCCACCAACGCCGACGAAUGGAACUGGCUGAACAACGGAGAAACCUUUAUGGACGACUUGAUCCGCGAGAAACGACAAGACGGCAGCCAAAAUGUGACAGAAGUUGGCGAUGACGACAUUAUCAACUAUAUCCUGGACAGCGGUCGCCAGGGCCGUAGUUUGGAGGGUUUCGAUGAGAUCUACACCGACCCCUCGGUCAUGCAAGCGAUCCAGAACUCCGAUGACGCUGAAGCACGCAACAUCAUCAAGGAGAAACUCUGCGCUCUUGGACUCAUGCAGUGCGAUGGUGAACUUGUCGACGGCAGACGUCCCUACCUGAACCCCCAAAACCUCAUCUACGCUCAACCCGUUGCCCUUAAACCAGUUGGCCGUCCAAUCGCUACCAUCCCUGUCCGUGGCCCACCUGGCCCUCCUCAACAAGGCCCUCAAUACUACCAAAAACCACCUCAACAAAAACCUCACCAAGGUCCUUAUGGCCCACCUCAACCCAUGCCACUCCCUCCUAACCGUCCUCAACAAAAAGUUGGAUUUUCCUCUCAACAGCCACCCUAUGGCGGUCCCAAUUCCUUCCAAGGUAGUUCCUCUUUUGGCGGCCUCUAUUCCAGUCAAUCCAAUUCCUUUUCAUCCUAUCCCUCAAAACCUUUAGGUCCAAUUUACGAAGGCAGUGACAUCCCUUACGAAUUCGAAAACCCCAACAAACCACCAGGCGUCAUUAUCGGCGAUGGACCAACCGUAUUGAAGACUCCACCAGUCGAACAGCACAUCCACCACCACUACCAUCACAUCGAAGGAGGAAAAGGCGAGAAAACCGUCGUCGUUAACAACCCCAUCCCAUUAGCCCCAGAAAUUAUCACUGGAUCGGCUGUCGGUGGUAGCUCAUCUUCCAGCAAUAGCCUGUACUCUUCUAGUGCGUACGGAAACUCUGGAAGCUCUAGUCUAGGCGGUUUCAACCCAUCUGGUGGCAAGGACUUCGAUUAUCAAGAUCUGAAGGGAUCCACCAACAGCAACAACAACUUCGGACAGUUCGGAAACUACGCUUCACAGUCUAAGCCAAUCAGCGGUACUUCGAACAACUACUACAGCCAAGCCCCAGCCACAUUUGGCAGCUCCUCGAGCAAUACCGUUUACGGUUCGUAUUCUGUCGAUAAUGCUGGAAGCGGUAGCAGCAGCAAUAACAACUACAACGCAUUGAGCAGCGGUAACUAUCAGACUAGCCAGGGAGGAUUCCACUCGUCCAACCCUAACCUUUACAAAAAAGAACUGAACGUCAAAGGGCCAGCCAACGGAUUGAACAGCUACAGCAGCGACUACAGCAAAUACAGCCAACAGUACAACGGACAGUACAGCAAUACCAACAAUAACAACAAUGGUCAGUUCAACCAGAACCAGUACUCGAUCAACAACGGACAGUACAAUGGCAACAGCAAUGCUCAAUACAGCGGUAACAAUGCCUUCAGCAACCGUAACGAGGAUUGUGUUUGCGUUCCAUACGACCAGUGUCCAGCACAAGAUGUCGUUGGCCGUCGUGACGAUUUGAUCCUUCCGUUGGAUCCCCGCAAUCUGAAGACCGAUAUCCAAGCCGACACCGAGCAAGUUGUUAUCACCGAUGCCAAGGGCGUUAUGACCAUCGUCCAAGCCCCGAAGAACAUAACUGCAGAAGCCCGAUCUGCCAACGUUACCGAGCCAGCUAAGAAGAUUACCAAGCGAGAAGCGGCCGCUACAGCGAAAUCAGACAAGAGCGAUGACAAAGCCAACAUCGAACCGCGUUUGUUGGGAGGUGGCCACGGUGGUGAAGGAGGAGGUGGAAAGAAAGUUGUUCCUACCUUUGGGGUGUCCUUUGGUCUACCGUAUCCUUCGUACCCGUUGAACCCUUAUGGGCCGAAUCCCGCCGGGAAUCCCUACUUUGGUUCUAUUGGUGCAAAUGGUCUCAAUCUCGGGUUGGUCAACGUAAACCCUCUGUUUUCCUUCCAAGUCACGAAGGAUGAGUACGGCGAUAAGGUCGUGAAACCGCUCGUCAACCUCCACGUGACUCCUACUGAAAAUAUUGUUCAUAAAGUGGGCCAUCUGCUGUCCGCUAAAAAGCAAAACAUUCUGCACGUUUUCAAUCAGCACGAUCACGUUCACAACCACUAUGGUUAUCCUCCACCACCACCUGUCUACCGCCCUCCACAUGGACCACCAUUCAUCCAUGGUUCAUCGCCUUCCUUCGGUCCAGCUGGUCCAGAGCUUAUCUUCACGAAACCUCCAGGACCUGUCUAUAACGGUCCUGGGCCUAUCCAUCACGGUCCUGGACCUCUAUAUCCUCGUCCCCCUGGCCCUGGACCCAUAUAUCCUGGCCCAAUCCGACCUUCAGGUCCUCCAUUCAUCCCAAGCGGCCCUCCACAACCUCCAUUUUAUGGACCAAGACCUCCUUUCUACCGGGACGCUGCUUCCUCAUCUGACGUAGAAUUAGACUACAAUCCCAGUGACAUCGGUAGAGCUGCAAACAUUUCCUUCCCUCAGCAGCAACCCCCGAUCGGUAACUUCCAGUACCAAUCGGUCUAUCCCCAGAACCAACCCGACUCCCUCAAUCAGAAUAGAGUACACUAUGGUAGACAGUAUCAAAACUAUCAAGAUAGUAACGUAAGACUUCCACCUACUCAGAACGUGCCAACACCAGCACCAGGACAUUCCGAAGGUAGUAACACCGUUAGCUUCCCACGUAGUCGUCGAUCCACCGACGUUCCGGCUCCGGACCAGCUGGAACCCUUGGAACCGCUCAAGGAAAUUGACUCACAGGCAGUACCUAGUGAACAGGUUGAAGUACAGGAAAAAUCUAUUUCAGCAGAGAAGCGUCAGGCAUACUUUGGAGCUCGUCCCCAACAGCAGCAACAGCAACAGUGCCCAGCUCGCAGCGUUUGCUGUCGUCGUCCAGCUUACCGUCCUCCGCAACAACCUUCCCAUGCCAAUCUGGGCAAGUGUGGUCUUCGCAACGCCCAAGGCAUCAAUGGUCGCAUCAAGAAUCCAGUCUACGUCGAUGGGGACAGUGAAUUCGGUGAAUACCCAUGGCAGGUCGCCAUCCUGAAGAAGGAUCCCAAGGAAUCGGUUUACGUCUGUGGAGGUACUUUGAUCGACAAUCAGUACAUCAUCACCGCUGCUCAUUGUGUUAAAACUUACAACGGCUUCGAUCUCCGCGUUCGUCUGGGCGAAUGGGACGUAAACCACGAUGUUGAAUUCUAUCCGUACAUCGAACGGGAUGUUAUCUCCGUGCAGGUUCACCCCGAGUACUACGCCGGUACCCUCGACAACGAUUUGGCCAUCCUGAAGAUGGACCGUCCGGUUGACUUUACCGGAACUCCACACAUCUCGCCAGCUUGUCUACCCGAUAAGUUCACCGAUUUCUCCGGACAGCGCUGCUGGACAACCGGUUGGGGUAAGGAUGCCUUCGGCGAUUACGGCAAGUACCAGAACAUCCUCAAGGAAGUCGAUGUGCCAAUCGUGAACCACCACCAGUGCCAGAACCAACUCCGUCAGACUCGUCUUGGAUAUAGCUACAACUUGAACCCGGGUUUCAUUUGUGCCGGCGGAGAGGAAGGUAAGGAUGCGUGCAAGGGUGACGGAGGUGGCCCAUUGGUUUGCGAACGCAAUGGAAGCUGGCAAGUUGUUGGUAUCGUGUCCUGGGGUAUCGGUUGCGGAAAGGCUAACGUGCCUGGAGUCUACGUGAAGGUCGCUCACUACCUGGACUGGAUCAACCAGGUCCGCGCACGGUUCUAGACCCAACAAGAGACCGAUCCCAGAGCAUGUUAGAGGAUUUAGUAUUUAUUGACGACUCAUAUUUAUUGCGUAAGAUGAAAGCAAGCGAGAACUUAACCAGUGAUACUCGAAACGGAUGUAUAUGAUGAUAAACGAUGAUUUUUUUU
Molecule: messenger RNA, 4241 nt
Organism: Aedes aegypti (yellow fever mosquito)
Lineage: Eukaryota; Metazoa; Arthropoda; Insecta; Diptera; Culicidae
Exons: 5
Coding region: 295-4095 (1266 amino acids)
Biological process (GO): proteolysis
Molecular function (GO): serine-type endopeptidase activity
Source: RefSeq, a predicted model, not a curated record